AUGAAUCGUUUCCCGAGAGGAGAGAAUGGAGGAGUGUUGACGGACCGUCGGGAGCUGUCGCCGCCGUCCAGCAACGCUCCGCAGACGGCCGUGCCCUCGGCUCAGAUCCGGGCGCCUUUCUCCGCGGAGUGCCGGAGGAGCGGCGAGAGACGGAGCCGGGCCGGGACGGAGUGGGAGGCGGCGGCGGAACCUGCGCCUCCCGUGGCGCCGCGCGGCGGCGGCGGCGGCGGAGCGGACGCGGAGCGGCGAUGCGCCGGGCUCGCCGCUAGCAAAGCGCGCCGGGACGCCGACGACGGAGCCGCUUCCGAGAUGAUCUCCGCGACGGGCCAGGCGAUCCGAGCCGCCGACGACGACGACAACCGCACCGCCGGCCCCGGCGCGGCCGCCGACGGCGCGGCGGCGGCGGCCUCCCCCGCCGCCCCCUGCGCCAAAGCGAAGGAGGAGAGGAAGGGCAAGAACGUGAUGCGGGGCUGGAAGAGGGAGAGGGACGCGGCUCCGCUCAGGACGAGGAAGGAGAGGCACGGCGACGGCUGCUCUCCCUCCGUCUUCCCCUCCGGCCUGCCCGAGCACCUGUGCAGGGACAACCCGGGCCACGGUGCCGCCGACUGCCGGGCGACGGGGGAGAAUAGAAGCGGGGCUAAAGGAGCUAUUGUCGUCCGGCGCCAGGAGGAGGCGUCCGCCGGCACCCCGGCCGCCAAGAGGCAGAGAGGAGCGGAGAAGGUGGAUCCCAUGUUCACAGUGCCAGCCCCCCCAGCCCCAGGCCACCCAGCCCCUCCGGGGCCCUCCCUGCCCUCGGCCCCAUCCUUCUCCCCUUCGGCACUGCCCCCCUCCAACCCCAAGCAGCUGGCAGUGAGGACGCGCUCCAUCGGUACCAACACCCAGGACCGCGCUGCUCCAGGGGCCUCGGAGGGAGACUCGGCCUACCUUGGGCCCUGCCAGCCGGGGACCAGUGUUAACCUGGAGGGCAUCGUGUGGCAUGAGACAGAGGAAGGUGUUUUGGUGGUGAAUGUAACGUGGAGAAAGAGGACCUACGUGGGGACGCUUUUAGACUGUACGAAACACGACUGGGCUCCUCCAAGGUUUUGUGAGUCUCCUUCUAGCGACUCUGAAAUGCCAGGUGGGCGUGGCAGAGGAAAACGGAUGCGGGUGGCUAUUGCCGAGCGACCCUGUGUUGAGCCUGCUCCUGCUGCUAAGGUCAGGGGCCUAUCACAGCACAGGAGUCGUGGAGGAGGUGUGAGUGGAGCUGCUGGACCAGUCCACAGCAAGGGGAGGAGAGGCAGCCUGAACCUCAUUAACAGCAACUGUCGAGCGCCCCCCUCAUUCUUCACCGUAGAGGAGGUGAAACCUCCCAACAGCACCUCCUCUCUCUCUUCCGGCAAACGGAAAAACAAACCCCCGGCUGACCUUGACCUCAGCCUGGUUUCUGCCGAUGAUAUGAAGAACGGCAAUGGCAAGAGAAUCCGGACCAAGUCCCGCAGCGCUCCAUCCACGCCGCAGGGCAAGUCCGACCCAUCCUUCAUGGACCCAGGAGGGGGCUGCUCCUCCCCGCCUCCUCCCCCGCCACCCAUCCUUAUUGACUGCCCCCACCCCAACUGCACCAAGCGAUACAAGCACAUCAAUGGCCUGCGCUACCACCAGACACAUGCACACCUGGAGGCUGAAGAGCAGAGGAAGCCAGAGAUAGAAGCCCUGAAAGAUGGGGAGAGUGAGGAAAGGUUAUCCGACUGUGAGGAGACCAUUGGCAAUGUGACCUACGACCUCCCUGAGACAAACAGCAACAUCAAUAAUGCUAAUGUCACUGGUGCAUCCAAGAAGCCAACACCUCUAUACAAGGUGACCACAGUGGGGUCUCCUAAGAACAGACGGCUGCUCCUCAGCACAGACCACAGUCCCACGGCCAACUCCAAAACCAGAAGAACGUCACUGCUCAAAGAGGGACUCAUCGAUGAUCUCAGCAGUCUGCCGAUCAUCUCCAACAUGACGGUGGUCCUGGAGAACUGCAUGGUGCCAGACAGGAGCUCAACUGUUGAAAUGCCCAAACUAGAAGCUGAGGGUUUGAUUGACAAGAAGGGAGGAGGGUGUGACAAGGGAAAGAAGGCCAAUGGGAAAGUGGAGAAGUUGUCCAAGUCUCGCACCAACCGGCCCAUCGCUCCAGCCCCAGCUCCCCCAAAGCUGAUCGCCAUCCCCAACACUGCAUAUAACACCAGCAACAGCACAGCCGAUACUGCCACCCAGCAGCAGCCACAGCCCAUGGCCGCCGUAGGGCUCACCAGUAAAACCCUUCCCCUGAAACCGAUUAAGCCAAAGCUGAGUAUCGUGGUGGAGCCAAGCCUUGUCAAAGCCACAUUGGUCACCUGUAGCAAAGAGACCAGGAAGAAAGAGAAACGGAGGCUGAAGGACAAACAUAACAAGGACACGCCCACCAGGACCCCCAAUGGAGACAAUGGCAGCAUCAAAAUGGAGGAUGGAGGAGGCAGCUUGAAAAUGUCCUCCAAGGAAGUUUGUGGGAGCCUCCUAAAGGAGCACCUAAGUAAACAGGACAUGAUGAACGGACUGACAGAGAGCCAGGAGAGCAGGAUGGCCAGUAUCAGAGCAGAAGCCGACAAGGUCUAUACCUUCACUGAUAAUGCUCCCAGCCCCUCUAUUGGCGGCGCUUCACGGCUUGAUGCCGGUGGAAGUUGCCUGGUGACUGCAGACGGGAGCAGCAAGAACAACAGCCCUGCCUACUCUGACAUCUCAGAUGCUGGGGAUGAUGGAGGACCUGCGGAAUGUCGCACCGAUGGCCCAAGGUCCAAGUCAGGGUGUGCCGUGACCGCUGAGGUGAUCUCAAACAAUAACCAUGGCAACUCUGGUAAAACCCCUCCGACAGCAUCCGCCCCGCUGUCAAAAGAAACCCACUCACCAUACUACCACGGCUACCAUGAGCCCUACUACCUACAGGGGUAUAUGCAGUCAGACAGGCACAACAGCAGCUCAUCCUUCCAUAAGAGCUCCGCCCAUGAGAGUAAAGGGAAAGACAGGAAGGAGGACAUCAAAGAGGAUGAGAAAAGCUCCUCCCAUGAGUUCUCGGACUCUAAAAAAGCCGACGGCCCUCCUCAGUCGCAGCUCCAGCUGGCAAUGAGUCAGACCCAGACGGCACUGGCCCAGUCUCUGUACUAUGGUCAGUACUCCAGAGGACUAUACAUGGACCAGAAACUGCUGUUGGCGUCCAAAUGCUGUGAGCAGCCAUCUCCUGUCAAGCCAAGGGGCGAGAGAGGACAGGGGGCAACAGGCAGAGACAGUGAGGAAGUUAAACACAUGGUUGGCGGCUCUGCUGGUAUACCAUUGCUGGCUAAAGGCGUGGACGGUGCCAAAGGGUGCUGUUCCAAACCAAUCCUGUCCUAUGUGGAGAUGGGCGACCGAGGGGAGAGGGGUGAGAGGGGACAGGGUCUAGGUCCACAGCAUUACGGGCCUAAGGUGACGCACGGUGGCAUGGCGGAACAGCAUCAGGGCUUGGUGAAAGACUGUGAUGACAUCAAGUCAUCCUCCUCCUCUUCCUCAUCACUCCACAACCCAAACAGUCAGACAGAUCUGGACUCAAAUGUUUCCUUUUCCAGUCCCUCAGACGGCCCGACCUGGGCUCACCGCCUUGCUCACAGCAAAUACGAGUUGCUACAGGGCCACCAUGCUGACGAGGCCAACCAGGUGGAAGGAGACAGGGAAAAGGAAUGGGCUGCUGCCAUGGAGCCUGCAGGAGCCAAGAUGGCGGCGGGUGGGGGAGGAGUGGGAGAGCGAGGUGCAGUCAGCGGUGACGCCAAAAAGGCCAGGGCCCAAGCUUCCCAUGACCUCCCGCCCACCAUCGACAUGGAAGAUGCUGAUAGGCUUGAGGUUCUGGAGGAACAGGGCCCGGAGCCGGUGGUGGUGCUGUGUGAGGAGUCCCAGAGCGCCCGGGCGGCGGUAUCGCCUCCCAUGACCCCCCAGCAGCCAUACAUACAGUACCAGCAGUACCCUCCCUACCUGGCCAUGUGUGAGAGUGGGGGGGGCUCCUUCCGAGGGGUGUCACCCACCCUGGUCCACAACUACCCCGGUUUCCACUACCCUCUUUAUGGUAAGACAGCGGGGAGGGAGGACUCAGAGGUCAGUCCGCCCAGCAGAGGAUCAGCGAUGGGAAGCAAACAGACCUCUGAGCCUUCAGCCGUGGAUCUCCUGCAGCAGCCGGGCCUGCAGUACCAUGGCAAGUCCCCGGCUCCUGGUGAGAAGGGUUCCCCUGAGGGAGAGAGAGAGACGGAGCGAGAAAGGAGCCACGUGGCAUUCGCCCGACACCUGCACACACAUCACCACACACACCUGGGAGUGAGCUACAACCUCAUGUCAGGACAGUACGACAUCUACCAAGGUCUGGGCUCCAGGUCGCUCGUCUCCAGUCAGCAGGUAGCGGGACACCCCUCUGCAGAGGGCGAUGGGAAGAAGUAG
This is a messenger RNA of Lampris incognitus (smalleye Pacific opah), 4452 nucleotides long. It is a transcript of the gene znf608, whose product is annotated as zinc finger protein 608. The record is from RefSeq and is a predicted model, not a curated record. Bases 1 to 4452 code for a protein of 1483 amino acids. Lineage: Eukaryota; Metazoa; Chordata; Actinopteri; Lampriformes; Lampridae. The transcript has 9 exons. Gene Ontology annotation, cellular component: nucleus. Gene Ontology annotation, biological process: regulation of transcription by RNA polymerase II.